UAUGCAGAUUUAAUAUACAAACCUGCCGAUGGGACUGAUGUUGUAGAUGAGGAUGAAGCGAAUAAAACGAUAGACGAUGAUAUUGAAAGCGCUAUUGCUAAAGAACUCUCACAAAUGAAACGACCGCAUACAUCACGUAGAUUUGCAUCAAUUCAAACUGGGACAGAUUGUGUUGUCUUUAUCAAGACCAAUCCUCCCGUAGAUCCUGUUCAACUAGUUCACUAUAUCUUGACUGAUUUAAAUAAUACUAAGCAAAAGAAAACGAGGUUUUGCAAACGGCUUAUCCCAAUCACACAAACUUGCUACGCCAAUAUAAAUGACAUUAAAAAAUUAGCCGAAGUAGUAUUGCAUCCUCACUUUUAUGCACAGGAGCAAGAUCAGAAACAAAAGAUAAAAUACGCUAUAAUUCCAAAUAUCCGAAAUAAUAAUAAAGUGGACAGAAUGGAAUUGAUUCAACAGGUUGCAAGUAUUGUUGGCGAUUAUCACAUUGUUAAUCUUGUUAAACCGGAUUUGGUUAUCAUCGUUGAAAUUUUUAAGAGUAUGUGCGGGAUGAGCGUUCUUUCUGAUUAUAAAACAUUGAAGAAAUAUAAUGUUGAGAGCAUCUUUGAAGAUCAAAAUAAAGAUCAAAACAAAGAGCAAAAUAAUGAUUGA
Dentiscutata heterogama is the source of this 651-nucleotide messenger RNA. The record is from the annotation of a GenBank genome assembly. NCBI's taxonomy places the organism in Eukaryota, Fungi, Glomeromycota, Glomeromycetes, Diversisporales, Gigasporaceae.